Heterobilharzia americana is the source of this 2348-nucleotide messenger RNA. Lineage: Eukaryota; Metazoa; Platyhelminthes; Trematoda; Strigeidida; Schistosomatidae. The record is from the annotation of a GenBank genome assembly.
GUUCUAUCUGGAUGUUCUGCCGACUUUUCAAGGGCGAAUGAAACAGCUAUGUGAGACGAGAUUUCAGCCUAGCAUCGGUCACUCAUUCAAUCUAGCUAAGCAGACGAAUAUGCGUGAGAUCGUACAUAUCCAAGCUGGCCAGUGUGGCAACCAGAUAGGUGCGAAGUUUUGGGAAGUGAUAUCAGAUGAGCAUGGAAUAGAUCCUACAGGUACGUACCAUGGGGAUUCUGACCUGCAACUUGAGCGGAUCAACGUUUACUACAAUGAGGCUAGUGGAGGGAAGUAUGUGCCUCGUGCUAUAUUGGUUGAUCUGGAGCCAGGGACUAUGGACAGCGUUCGUGCGGGACCAUUUGGACAACUUUUCCGCCCCGACAACUUUGUUUUCGGUCAAAGUGGAGCGGGAAACAAUUGGGCUAAAGGUCACUACACAGAAGGUGCUGAGCUUGUUGAUUCUGUUCUUGAUGUUGUGAGGAAGGAAGCUGAGUCGUGUGACUGUCUUCAAGGUUUCCAGCUUACUCAUUCACUUGGUGGUGGGACUGGUUCCGGUAUGGGUACGCUGUUGAUAUCAAAGAUUCGUGAAGAAUAUCCUGACCGGAUAAUGAAUACAUUUUCUGUUGUUCCAUCACCCAAAGUCUCGGAUACGGUUGUGGAACCAUACAAUGCUACCCUCUCCGUGCAUCAACUCGUUGAGAACACGGAUGAAACGUUCUGCAUUGACAACGAAGCACUCUAUGAUAUAUGCUUUAGGACGUUGAAGCUUACGACUCCUACUUAUGGUGAUUUGAACCACUUGGUCAGUGCGACGAUGUCUGGAGUGACAACGUGCUUGAGAUUCCCUGGUCAGUUGAAUGCAGAUCUGCGUAAGCUGGCAGUGAACAUGGUUCCAUUCCCACGUCUGCACUUCUUCAUGCCUGGUUUUGCACCACUGACUAGUCGUGGAAGCCAGCAAUACCGUUCAUUAACUGUGCCUGAACUGACUCAGCAAAUGUUUGAUGCAAAGAACAUGAUGGCUGCGUGUGAUCCUCGACAUGGACGUUAUUUGACUGUGGCUGCCAUCUUCCGUGGUCGUAUGUCGAUGAGAGAAGUAGACGAGCAGAUGUUGAAUGUGCAGAAUAAGAAUUCUAGCUAUUUCGUUGAGUGGAUUCCGAAUAAUGUGAAGACAGCCGUUUGUGACAUUCCGCCACGUGGAUUGAAGAUGUCUGUGACGUUCAUUGGUAAUAGCACGGCUAUUCAGGAGUUGUUCAAGCGUGUUUCUGAACAGUUUACUGCUAUGUUCCGUCGUAAAGCCUUUUUGCAUUGGUACACAGGUGAAGGCAUGGAUGAGAUGGAGUUCACUGAGGCUGAGUCGAAUAUGAAUGAUUUGGUGAGUGAAUAUCAACAAUACCAAGAUGCAACCGCUGAAGAAGAGGGGGAGUUUGAGGAGGAUGUUGAGGAUGCAUAAACUGCACUUAUUCUUUGUUUCUUUUUGUUAUAAAUCGGUAUAUUGGUUAAAUUUAAUCUGGUUAGAAUGUCUUCAGUUUGUUUUGUUCUUGCGUUACACUGUACAGAGUUGUGAUGUUCAGUCAUAUGAAAGCAGAGUGUAGUUUCUUUGAGGGUGAUUGAUAUUCUUACUGAUUGUUUACCCUAGCAGAGCCUCAUGGUAUUGACUGCCACUUGUAUUUUAGGUUGUUUAGAUGAGUUAGGAAUGAGUGGUUGUGGGAGAUUUUGUUUUAAGCGCAACAACAAAGUGCACAGUACAGUAUUUGUGGAUGCUAUUUAAGGCAUGUUAUGUGGUUUUCUCCGAGGUACUCUUGAUUCUUACCGGCUGUCUCCAGCGUGGAAGGUUAGGUUUUUCUUGAAAUGCAUUCAAAAGAAGAUUUAGUAGUCGACCACAGGGUGGACGAGACAUCUACUUGAGGCCGGUCAUGCACACACGCACAGAGCCUUUUGGGAAGUUUAAGGCUUUGUGUUUUGCUUUUGAAUGAGAUUCAGAUUUGUUGUUUGAGAAUAGAGGGUUGUGGGUUUGUGUGGAUCGUUUUGCAGUUGGUCUCUGUACUUGUGCAGUUCUCUUUCGAACGAGUCAAUUGGAGACACGACUUCUGUUCAUUUAGUAACUAGAUAUUCCUCAUUUGAUACACACUGACAAUGGUGCAUCCUUCUCUGACUACAUGUGUCGGAGUAUUACGAGAAGGCGUAUAGUAUGUCAUUAUGAUGAAUCCCUGUUGGAGGCUAUGGGGUGGUGGUGGUGGUAGGAUGGUAUUUUUGAGGCCGAUCUUUUGUAACCUAUCGCCGUAUCUAUAGGGAAGGUAGCAUCGGCGUGGUAUUGCUGGUGAUGCGGGGGGAACACCUAACUGCUGUCACACUUGCAU